Messenger RNA from Nezara viridula (southern green stink bug), 2473 nucleotides. Lineage: Eukaryota; Metazoa; Arthropoda; Insecta; Hemiptera; Pentatomidae. The record is from the annotation of a GenBank genome assembly.
CUUUAACAUAUGACAUAGAUAUACUUAUCACAUUUUUAGUGCAGUGUAGUGUUUAAGUGAGUCAAUAGAGGUUACGAAAAAGAGAUGAUUAGAAUUAGCUUUCCAUUAUCGUUCAUUUUGUUUUUUACAUCAUCAAGAGAACUAACAAUAAACGGAGAGAAGAAGACUUUAUAGUUGGACCCCGAGCACGAUGGAGGAUGCGAGGCUGUGAGGCGGCCUUGGACGGGAAGAGUAGUGGGGCCAGUCGAGAGAGGAGCUGCGGCAUGAGCGGACAGACAGAAGCAUGAUGCUAAGCACGGGCAAGUUACCGUCGCAGCGGUCCACGGAGGCGGUGGUGGGGGCGGCGCACAGCCAACUGCUCGGCAGUACUGCCGCCGCCAGGAUGCGAGCGGGGGGCCGCCUCCUCGUCUACAUCUUCUGCUGCUUCCUCUACCUCGUCUUCGGCGCCCUCGUCUUCUCCUCCAUCGAGUCCCCGCUGGAGCUGAGGCUCAUCACCAAGCUCAAGUACCUCAGGCAGCAGAUUCUUCAGGACCACCCCUGCCUCUCGGAUAGCGCUCUUGAAGAUUUAAUUCAAGAAGUUGUUAAAGCUAGCAAUAGAGGAGUUUCUGCUGCAAAUAAUGUUUCUGGUGAACCAAACUGGAGUUUUGGGCAAUCUCUUUUUUUCUCAAGUACUAUCGUUACAACUAUUGGAUAUGGUAACGUCACUCCGUUGUCUCGAGAGGGUAAGAUGUUCUGCAUAAUUUAUGCAAUGAUUGGAAUACCUCUUACCCUGGUGCUACUUUCUGCCUUAGUGGAUAGACUUAUGGUGUUCUCAACAGCCUUCUUGCAGUACUUAAACAGUCGCUUAGGACAUCUUUAUCAGCCUUUUAAUAUUCGAGUUCUACAUCUCAUGGCAGUUGGAAGUAUCCUAAUAAUCUUCUGCAUUAUGAUACCAGCAUCGAUUUUUGCAGCAAUAGAGCCAGAAUGGGACUUCCUCGACUCUCUUUACUACUGUUUUAUAUCCCUGACGACUGUUGGUUUAGGUGACUAUAUUCCUGGUGAUUUCCCCAACCAGCCCUACAGACCUUUUUAUAAAAUAUUAACAACAGUUUACCUGUUAGUUGGUCUUACCUUCAUGAUGCUUCUUCUGACCAUAUAUUAUGAAAUCCCAGAACUUAACCUCGGUAUUUUGUUCCUAAUGAGGUCCGAUGAACGAACUGGCGAUCCCGAAAAAAUGAGGUUAUCAGCUCCAACAACAACGAAGUACACAGAAGAAGAAAGCAAAGAAACUCCAAGUCCAGAGGACAUAACGCCAGUCCAUGCUAGACCUUAAUGAGGAUUUUUUUUAUUGACUGUUGUUUUUGUUUAUUAAACAAUAAAAAAAUCAAAUAAAAAAAAUCAUUUCAUUAUAUGUAACCAGAGACCUGUAAAUACCAUCUAGUUUUCAAGAUGAUAAUUGUAAUUUUUUUUGUAUAUAAAAAACAUUAAUAAUAAAAAAAUUUAAAAUUGUGAUCCCGCUUUGUCUUUCUUUCUUUUUUUUAAAUUAAAAAUUACUUUAAGUUGGUUAGUUUAGAUCAAAUUAUCCAUGGAGUUUUGUUAACAAUUAAUACUGCUCAAAUUAGUUUUACUGGUUUCAACUAUUGUAUCAGAAAAAAAUAUGUAUUGAUCAACUUAAAAAUUUAUUUUAAUUAGAUUAGGAAAUAUAUUAUACACAACCUAAUUAUUGUUUUAUCUUUUGUAUUAUAACAGUUAUGGAUUUUUAAAUUAUAGUUGCUAAAAAAUGGUAUAUCUUUAAGAAUAUAUUGAUUGAUCUUCAAAAGAUCAGAUAAAUGUAAAUACAGGUUAUCAUGUAGGACAAAGCAUAAUGUGUUUAAAUAUUAAUGCAAUACAUUAAAUACUGAUUGUCAAUUGUUUCUAAUGAUUUGUUUUGAUGUGUCUAAAUUACACUGGGCAAGUUAAUAAGCCACUGGCUGGCAAGACAGUAUAAUAGUUAUGGUGACACCCAAAGCUAUCCAAUGGCAACAUAGAACAUUUGGUAGAAUCAGAAACCAGGAAUCCCUUGGAUGAUUGAAACUAAUUCACUAGCAAUUAUGACAAAAAAAAAGCUAGUUUACUAGCUAACAAGCCCAGAAGCCGGCCAAUGAGUCAAGUAAGAAAUUGCAUUUAACUUUUCCUCCAAAUUGUUAUGAUCUGCUUGCCUAGCAAGUUAGUGAUCAUGAUUAUACUGGCAAGUUUACAAUCAGCUAAUGUGUUCACUGGCUAGUAGUUGUAAACUUGCUCAGUGUAUUUAAACCUUUUAAUUAAAAAUGAUUGUUUUUUUAGUAGAUAGUUAAAACAUCUUUGUUUUUUAAUUUCAUCAUUUUAAAUAUUUUUUUAAUAAUAUUAGAGAAAGACAAAAGUUUUAUAUUUAUUUUUCUCAAGUCAACCCAUGUUAUAAUCGAUAUAAAACAAAUUGUUUAUAUGAUUAAUAAAAUUUAAAUUAUUUUCAUUUGGA